CAGUGACUACGUAAAAUGACAAGACAUGCUUGACAUUUUUGACAUUGAGUUUACUGCCUUUCGGUCAGCGAAGUAGCUAGUGCAGUAUUUAUUAGUGAAAUAUUUUAUUAAGUGUUAAAUUAAUUUAAACAUGGCAGAACCAAAGGCUGACAUUGCCCUAAUUGGGUUAGCUGUGAUGGGCCAGAAUCUCAUACUCAACAUGGAUUCUAAAGGAUUUGUAGUAUGUGCAUUUAACAGAACAGUUGCCAAGGUGGAUCAAUUUCUUGCCAAUGAAGCAAAGGGAACAAAAAUUAUUGGAGCUAAGUCAUUAGAGGACAUGGUUUCAAAACUCAAAAAGCCAAGAAAAGUGGUCAUUUUGGUAAAAGCUGGUGCAGCAGUGGAUGAAUUUGUUUCAAAAUUGGUUCCUUUAUUGGAGAAAGGUGACAUAAUAAUAGACGGUGGUAACUCUCAAUACAUGGACACACAGCGCUGGUGCAAGGAACUGAAGCCCACUGGGAUACACUAUGUGGGGAUGGGUGUGAGUGGCGGGGAGGACGGCGCGCGGUACGGGCCGUCGCUGAUGCCCGGAGGCCACCCGGCCGCCUGGCCCCAUGUCAAGCCUAUAUUCCAGGCCAUCUGCGCUAAAGCGAACAACGAGCCCUGCUGCGACUGGGUGGGCGAGGACGGCGCCGGACACUUCGUCAAGAUGGUGCACAACGGCAUCGAGUACGGCGACAUGCAACUCAUCUGCGAAGCCUACCAUCUAAUGAAAGACGUUUUAGGUAUGGAACAAGGUGAAAUGGCGCAAGUGUUCGAAGAGUGGAACAAAGGCGAACUAGACUCCUUCCUUAUUGAAAUCACCAGAGAUAUUCUCAAUUUCAAGGAUUCCGACGGUAAAUACUUGUUGCCGAAGAUCCGCGACUGCGCCGGGCAGAAGGGCACGGGCAAGUGGACGGGCAUCAGCGCGCUGGAGUACGGCGUGCCGGUCACGCUAAUCGGCGAGGCAGUGUUCGCGCGCUGCCUGUCCGCGCUCAAAGAGGAGCGAGUAAAGGCGAGCGGGGUUCUUCCUGGCGCGUCGGGCAAGUUCACGGGCGACAAGAAGGCGUUCCUGGAACACCUGCGCAAGGCGCUGUACGCCAGCAAGAUCAUCUCGUACGCGCAAGGGUUUAUGCUGCUGCGGGAGGCCGCUAAGGUGCACCAAUGGAACCUGAACUACGGCAGCAUCGCUCUCAUGUGGCGAGGCGGCUGCAUCAUCAGGAGCGUGUUCCUUGGCAACAUCAAGGACGCGUUCACGAAGAACCCUCAGCUGUCGAACCUGCUCCUGGACCCCUACUUCACGAAGCACAUCGGCGCGUCGCAGGAGUCGCUGCGGCAGGUGGUCGCGCAGAGCGCGCUGGUAGGCGUGCCCGCGCCGGCCUUCGGCGCCGCGCUCGCCUUCUACGACGGCUACCGCGCUGGCGUGCUGCCCGCUAACCUGCUACAGGCCCAGAGAGACUACUUCGGUGCUCACACCUAUGAGCUGGCGUCGAAGCCGGGCGAGUUCAUCCACACCAACUGGACUGGCCACGGCGGCAACGUGUCCGCUUCCACCUACAGCACGUAGACUAUAUUUUAUACGGUCCACUGCACACAAACGGCUCAGCCAGGCGUCAUCCGACCGGCGAUCGGAACUUCUUAACUAUUUUAGAGUGUUUGUUGCUAAAACUAUUUAAAUAAAUAAUAAAAUGUUGACUGGCUAUAGUUGUCGCUGCUACCGCCAUUUCUGGUCAUGCAGUGUCGUGGUUGAGCCGUUGUAAGUAUAUUUUUCGAGGGUAAAACCAGCAUUAUGACAAUUUUAUGAUAAAAGUCUACAUUUUGUAAACCGUAUCUGAAUGACGCAAUCUAAUUUACUACUACACAAACAAUUUAGCUGGCUCCUGAUUUUUUGGGUUUAAAACUCUAAUAACAACAGAGUUGUAUUUUUAGACAGCAUCAGAAUGUCUGUAUCUUAGCAAACCAUCAUUGCAUUGACCGCAAACAACAUUAUUUAAUUUAUUUAUUACAUUGCAGUCUUGACUUUUGAUACUGUUUUUUUUUUAGUAUAUAUUUGUAAAAAUAUUGUAAGGGAUCUGGCAUUAAUGUCAAAGUAAGUAAUUUUUGAUACAAUCUGAUUAUAAUAUUGUAAGUGUAAACCAUUGUUGAAUGUUGGUAUUGAAUGAAAACAAUACAUCUGUUUUAAGUGUACAGUUUUGUGUGUUUUGAAAUCAAUCCUAAACUUUAUUUAUUUAUUUAUUACAAUCAUUCCAAUAACAUUCCUUUGUCAGUCGUACACUGAAGACAUGACUUUGUUAUUCAAUAUGGUGAAUGGUAAAUUAUGGGGUGAAAACAUGUAUAAUGUUAUUGUGAUAACAUAAGUGAUAUAGUGCUUCCUAUAUGAUAUUUUUUUAAUAAAUAUAUUUUAUUAAAAA
Molecule: messenger RNA, 2426 nt
Organism: Leguminivora glycinivorella
Lineage: Eukaryota; Metazoa; Arthropoda; Insecta; Lepidoptera; Tortricidae
Gene: Pgd
Product: 6-phosphogluconate dehydrogenase, decarboxylating
Exons: 12
Coding region: 131-1582 (483 amino acids)
Biological process (GO): pentose-phosphate shunt, oxidative branch; pentose-phosphate shunt
Cellular component (GO): cytosol
Molecular function (GO): phosphogluconate dehydrogenase (decarboxylating) activity; NADP binding
Source: RefSeq, a predicted model, not a curated record